AUGUCAACAAGCAACGGCCGGCGUAGGCCACGAUCAUCUAUAGAAAGUGACGACCACGGUGACAACCUCAGACACGAACAAAGUUCUACGCGCUCCGAAUCCUCCAAACGCGCCCGUACCAACGGUUAUCAGAGCGAUCAAGCUUCUGUCUCACCCGAACUUGAUUCUCCCCGCGCAAAUGGCUACAGAAACGACGAAGACUCGGACGACGAGGAUGAGGGUGGCGCUGCAGAGUUCAAGCCGGGAGCGAUCAUUCGUGUCAAGCUUAGAAACUUUGUGACCUACGAGAGUGCUGAGUUCUUCCCGGGUCCCAGCAUGAACAUGGUCAUCGGUCCGAACGGCACCGGAAAGAGUUCGCUGGUUUGCGCAAUCUGCAUAGGACUGGGCUAUUCGACUGCGCUCAUGGGCCGUGCGAAGGACUUUGGAGAGUUCGUCAAGAAGGGUACGGAGGAAGGAACCAUCGAGAUCGAGCUGUGCAAACGUCCACAGGACUCUGAAAAUCACAUCAUCCGCGUGCGAAUCACCAAGUCUGGAAGCAAUAGGGAAUGGUGGUUGAAUGGCAAGAAGACGUCACUGAAGGCCGUGCAAAUGUUGGUCAGGGAUCUCUGCAUACAAAUCGACAACCUCUGCCAGUUUCUACCUCAAGAGAAGGUUCACGAGUUCUCGGGCAUGUCUCCUACUGCCUUGCUUGAAGAAACUCAGAGAGCUGCGGCCACUCCGGAUAUGCUGGAGAUGCACGAGAAACUCAAAAAUCUGCGGAAAGACCAAAAGAGUUUGGAUAUACAAGUGGCUGGCGAUCGUGAGAUCCUGCACAGUUCCGAAAAACGCCUGGAGAACCUCCAAGGCGAAGUACAGAAGCUGCAAGCAAGGCUCGACAUACAAGACAGAAUCAAGUAUUUGGAAAGAACCAUUCCGUUCGUGGAGUAUAGGGCUGCGCGGGAUGACUUCAAGGCCCACAGCCAUAUCAAGAAACAAGCCCAGCGGAGGCUGAGAAGUCUUGAAGCAGAAGUCGAGCCGACUAUGCAACGCAUCAAUGCAAAAAAUUACUACUUCGAGCAGAUUUCCGAGGUUGUCAAGGAGCGCAAGAAAGCUGCUGAUCGCGACGAGCGAGAAGCAGACAGCAUGGUGACUUCUAUCAAGUCAAUCGACGAUGAGAUUAAGGAGAAAGAUGCCCUGAUGGGGGCACAGCGUGAGGCAAAACGCCAGAAUAAGACUGAGGUUCAAAAACACCAAAAGGCUCUUACAGAUUUGAAAGCCAAGCUGCAUGAGGAAAAGAUUGUGUUUGACGCUGGCGAGUGGAAUGACCGCAUUCGAGCGAAGGAACACGAAAUACGGGAUGUCCAGACGGAGAUUGAUGAAUUGAAGGGUCGUGAUCGAGAGCUACAGGAGCAGGGCCGAGUGAACCGCAACAAGGCCGAGGAGAUGAAACGUACACUCGCUGCUUUUGACACCCAAGAGGGACAGCAGAUGAGCAAGCUUGAGUCAAAGUCUCAUGAUGCCGCCAGGGCGUGGGCGUGGGUUCAAGCUAACCGCGACAAAUUCAAGGAUGAGGUCUAUGGACCCCCCUUGGUCACCUGCUCACUCAAGGACAAUCGAUAUGCAAAUGCUGUCGAGGCACUGCUCAACAAGAGUGAUUUCCUCGCAUUCACAACCCAAAGCUUGGAAGAUUACAAAAAGCUCAGUGAGGAGUUGAACGGAAAGUUAGGCCUCGCAGACAUCACCAUACGAAGCACCGAUGGUCCAACGCCUCGUCGGUCUCCUCUCUCUCGUCAAGAAAUGGAGCAUUUCGGCCUAGAUUCCUGGGCAAUCGACCUGAUCGACGGCCCUGAACCAGUGCUUAGUAUGUUGUGUACCAGGGGGUUGGAUACGAGUGCUGUGGCGCUUGGAGAAAUGAGCCAGGAGCUCUACGAUCAGAUCAAAGACGAGGCGAAAUUGAACCAUUGGGCUACGAACAGUAACGUCUAUACAAUCAACAGAAGAAAAGAGUAUGGACCAGGAGCAGUCUCCUCAACCAGCAAGCAGGUCAACCCAGCGCAGAACUGGACUGACCAACCAAUCGAUACGUCGGCAAAACAAGAAAUCCAGAGGAAAAUCGAUGAUGGAGACCGGGAACUCGAAGAGCUGAAGCAGAAGGUUGUGCCUAUCCGAGCGAGCCACCAGAAGCUUGAAAAACAAAAAAUUCCAACUCUGCGAAAAGAUGUUGCUGAUUUGAGGAAAGAGAAAGGCGACUUGCAACGUGCUGAUGGGGAGCAGAAGAGUCUCCCCGGUAAAAUCGCUCGUAGCGAAGAGGAACUGGAAGCAAAAAUCAAAAGAUUCGAGGACAUUGAGAAGGAAGUAACCAAGAUCAACACUCAGCAUGACCAUGCUGUACUGCGGAAAGCCAAGCUUGCGAUGGAAUACAAAGAUCUAGUCUCUAAUAUUCGGUCCUGUCAUGAGGCUCUGCUGGAAGCAAAAGUCAGAGCUAUCGAAGCAGAGUCUGAUGUCAAGGGACUCGAGGAGCGCAGCAUUGACAUCGUCCGUCAAUUGAACGAUGAAAAACGCCUCAUGAACGAAGCGCAAGAGCAGUUGACAAGAUCUAAAGCCAUAGCCCAUCGAGCUAUGGCACUCGUCACUGAUUUACAAGCAGAUCCCGAGAAUGCCAACUAUCUCGGAAAUUGGCAAAAUCUCUCACCGGACCUGACCGUGGAAAACCUGACAGACGACAUAACUGCGGAAAAAACGAAGCUGCAAUUCACUCACGCUAAUAACCCCAACGCUAUCAAAGAGUUUGAGAAACGACAGGAGGAUAUCGAGAAACUGAGGCAAAAGAUCGACGACAAUGUGGAGAAACUCGAGAGAGUCAGCCGCAAGAUCACGAAAACUCGAGAUAUCUGGGAACCGCGACUCGACGCACUGAUUUCCGAGAUCAGCGAUGCAUUCUCGCACAACUUUGAGCAAAUAGGUUGCGCAGGUGAAGUAGGAGUUCAUAAGGACGAAGACUUUGGCUUGUGGGCAAUCCAGAUCAAGGUCAAAUUCAGAGAAAACGAGGCUCUGCAAAUCCUGGACGCACACCGACAAUCAGGAGGUGAACGAUCCGUCUCGACCAUCUUCUACCUAAUGUCCUUGCAAGCAUUGGCUCAAGCACCUUUUCGUGUCGUCGAUGAGAUCAAUCAAGGCAUGGAUCCUCGCAAUGAGCGUAUGGUCCACGAGCGCAUGGUGGAAAUCGCGUGCAAGGAACACACGAGCCAGUACUUCCUCAUCACGCCGAAGUUGCUCACUGGACUUCGAUAUGAUAGACGUAUGAAGGUCUUAUGCAUUGCCAGUGGAGCCUGGAUGCCUACAGACUAUAGGAAGCUCGACGUGAACAAGAUCAUCAGCAUAAAGAGGGGUCUCACGGCUACGGCUGCUGGUUAA
Drepanopeziza brunnea f. sp. 'multigermtubi' MB_m1 is the source of this 3393-nucleotide messenger RNA. The record is from RefSeq and is a predicted model, not a curated record. Lineage: Eukaryota; Fungi; Ascomycota; Leotiomycetes; Helotiales; Drepanopezizaceae.